This is a messenger RNA of Thelazia callipaeda (thelaziosis nematode), 1740 nucleotides long. Lineage: Eukaryota; Metazoa; Nematoda; Chromadorea; Rhabditida; Thelaziidae. The record is from the annotation of a GenBank genome assembly.
AUGCCGUAUUCUAGUUCAACACAUAUGUCAUCUACAAAAAACUUAAAUGAAAGUGAUAAAAAGUCAGGAGGAUGGGUUGACGCCAGCAAUGAGUCGAGACAUCGGCCAGGUACUUUUCGUUCGCGGAACGUCAGCUUUGAACGAUUUUUUGAUGUUCAACGACAGCAUGACAGAUUUUCAACCCAGCAACAGUGGUCUCCAAGAACUAUUAGUUCUGAUCAUUCUAGAAACUUAGAGAAAUCAUGGAACAGUGGUGUGGAAGCAAUGAAAGUUGAUUAUUCGAAGCUUGAUCUUCCUCCCAUCCAGAAAAAUUUUUAUAAAGAGAGCUCUUCGGUGACAAACAGGAGUGAGCAAGAAAUAAAAGAAUGGCUUGAGCAAAAUGAAGUUACAUUACGAGGAAAAUCGAUUCCUCGACCAAUUUUUGAAUUUGAUGAAGCAGGUUUCACAACAGAAAUUUUGCACAAAAUUGGUAUGUCUGGUUUUCAAAAACCAACUGUGAUACAGUCGAUAUCUUGGCCAGUUGCUUUACCAGGUUAUGAUAUGGUUUCUAUUGCGAGAACUGGCUCAGGAAAAACAUUAGCGUACAUAUUGCCGGGAAUCAUGCAUCUUCAAAAUCAGAAACAAGUCGCAAAUAUUCGAGGUCCUGUAGUUCUUAUUCUAGCACCGACGAGAGAAUUAGUGCAGCAAAUCAGUUCUAUGACGACAAAUUUCUACCACAAAGUUGGAUGUGCUUAUGGAGGUUCUGGUCGUGAAAAGCAAGCCACAAUUAUUCGUUCUGGUAUCGAUAUUUUAUCGGCAACACCUGGGCGCUUACUUGAUUUUCUCGUUGCUGGAAUUUUAAAUCUACAACGAUGCUCUUAUUUAGUGUUAGAUGAAGCUGACAGAAUGUUGGAUAUGGGGUUUGAACCUCAGAUACGUAAAAUUGUAUCUAUGAUUAGGCCAGACCGACAAACACUGAUGUUCUCAGCAACGUGGCCAAAAGAAGUACGUACUUUGGCAAAAGAUUUUCUUACGGAUCCUGUGUUUGUUAAUGUUGGAUCGUUGAAACUUGCUGCGAAUACUAAUAUAAACCAACUGAUGGAAGUUGUCGAAGAAAAUGAGAAAGAAAACAAAUUACUGCAGUUCUUAAAUCAGUCGUCAAACCUGUCACAAAAUAAAACGCUAAUAUUUGUUGGCAUGAAGCGUACAGCGGAUUGGCUGGUACGAUUAGUACGUAAGCAAGGAUAUCCAGCUUUGUCUAUACAUGGUGAUAAGUCACAGACAGAACGAGAUAUCGUCAUGAAUGAUUUCAAAAGUGGUAGAUGUUCGAUACUAAUAGCUACAGAUGUUGCUGCUCGCGGUUUGGAUGUAAAUGACAUAAAAUUUGUUGUCAAUUUCGACUGUCCAAGAAAUGUUGAAGACUACAUACACAGAAUAGGAAGAACUGCCCGCCAUGACAAGACUGGCACAUCUCUUACCUUGUGUACUUCCAAUGAUGCCUCAAUAGCCAACGAUCUGAUCCAAGUUUUGAAACAAGCAAAGCAAAUAGUUCCUAAGGACUUGCUUGCGCUUGCCAAUGAACGACGACUUAUUAGGUUGUUCUUAUGGCUAUUUAAAAAAAAAAGAGUGAUUAUAAAUAAAAAUUUGGAAGAUGCCACGAAAUUUCUGAUCAGUAAGAAAAAUUUACAAUGGGCAAUGGACGAUUGCACCAAAUACAAGAUUUUCGACCUUUGUUGGUUUGUGAAUGCGUUUAAUUGUUGA